UACCCGUAUGUAAAAAUGUCUCGACUUGUUGUCAGUCAGGAAAAUAAAUAUGAAACGAAGGUAAAAGUUCUUUAUAAACAAGUCGACGUUUUCAACAAGUGAAGUGCCAAUAUCUGAUGCACGUCAACUUAAGAAUAAGCAGUUUCACAAACAAUUUAAAGCCCUGCAUUGAUUGCAGAUAAAAUAGAUGUUUAGAAUUUAGAAAGAGGUUUUGUGGAGCAUCUGGAAGGCCCAUCACUAUACUGUUGUUUGUAAGGACACUAAAAUAAGUUAGGUAUCCAAUACAGUUAUGGAAGAUCCAGUUCUUCAGUUUUGAUAUAAACUCAAAAGGAACAUUGAACAGACCUAUGAUGAUCCAGGAUUUCCUCUUCGGAAUACAUGACCCAUUAAGUAAUAAUAAAUCUGAUGAUAUAGGUUUCUCUUGGCCAUUAGCCAAGUCUCUGAAACCAUGGCACCUCUUUCUGAUGAAGAAGAAAAUUAUGUCCGUCUAGCAUUGUUAUUGAAAGGAGUGACACCUAGAGCAGUCCGUACCUAUUUUGACAGAGAAUUUCCACCUACGUAUCUACCAUCAACGCUGAAUACAAAUUACAACACUCUUUGGGAAUUGAAAUUAAAAAGAAUCAUUAAUCAGGCUCAAUGGAAUCUUUUGAUUCCAAGAAAUGGGAUUCCGGAUUCCAAAUCAUUCGAUGUAACGUUGAUGAUCUGUUUAAUCAGAAACUUGACCUCUAUCAAUCCACCAGUCAAUGGAUUUGACAGUCUACCACUACCAGGGGAAACAACUCCAGGAUCUGAUUUAGCCAGAAUAAAAUAUUAUAGGAAUAAACUAGCUCAUCAUGAUAGUAAUACAAUAGACACUGCCUAUUUCCAUACAGCAUGGACAGAUAUAUCAAAUGCGGUUAGACGAUUGGGAGGUGAAACAAUGUAUCAAGAGUGUAAAGAGUUGAAGGUAAAAAUCUUAGAUCAGUCGAAUCAUGAAAUUGUAUUGGAAAUCAAACAAUCACUCAAAGAGAUGAAAGAACUGAGAAAAACAAUAGACAUUUUGGGAACCGAACACACAAAAGUGACAGAAAAUCUUAGAGAGUUACAAUCUUCCUACAGUACAUUAAAGACGUCCCAAAAUACUUUACAGGCUGAACACAUAGAAGUUAGAGAAAGUUUAAAAGACCCAAUACCAUCAAACAUUAAAGAUCAAUUUAAAAGACAAAUAGAAUACUGGGAAAAGACAGAUAAAAUGUUUGUGUCUACGAGAGCUAGUGCUUAUGUCAUGAAAAAGUUAGAGGACAAAAGUUGUGUGACUUUAACUGCCCCUUCAGGAGCUGGAAAAUCAUUUAUUGCAAGACACACAGCACUAGUUUUACAGAAAGCAGGAUACAAAAUAGUGCCCGUGAGACAACCGGUUGAUAUCAGAAAUUAUUAUCAACCUGGUGAACAGACAGUUUUUAUUGUAGAUGACAUUUGUGGAAAUUUCACUGUGAACCAACAACAGAUAGAGAACUGGACACAACAUUUACCAGUGAUUGAAACAAUUAUAGCAGACAAAUGUUGUAAGAUUAUUGUAUCAUGUAGGUUACAAGUCUAUAAAGAUGAUAAGUUUAAUAUUUUAGAACCUUUUCAAUCCUGUGAAUGUAACUUGAUAUCCGACAAGUUAUGUCUGACAUCUGUCGAAAAAAAUAUUAUAGCCAACAAAUAUAUUGGUUCAAGCUUGGUCGAUAUUGAUAAAUUGUCACAACAUAGUGAUUUCUUUCCACUGUUGUGCUCUUUAUAUAAUGAGGGAAAACAUGGAAAUGUAAAUGAAUUUUUCAAAAAUCCAUAUAUUGUCUAUAAAAAUAAACUAGACAAUUUAAGAAGGCAUGGGAGUGAAGUGCAAAUAUGCAGUCUAUCUUUAUUAGUUCUUUUUAACAAUCAGCUUGGGGAGAAAUGGUUCCAGGGUAGAAUUACAAAUGAUCAAACAAAGAUAAUAAAAGACACUUGUGAGACUUUUGGAAUCAACAGCAUACCAAAAAUAUCUCUAAAGAAAGAACUUGACACUCUAGUUGGGACAUAUGUCUGUAAACAGGAUGGUAUUUACAGAACAAUACAUGAUAAACUAUUUGACUUCCUUGCCUAUUACUUUGGUCAACAAAUGAUUGAAUGUUUAAUAGACCAUGGUGAUAGUAAUUUAUUACAUCAACGUUUUAUUUGGCAGAAAUCUGAUGACAAGACAAGUAACAUAGAUUUCAUUAUUGAAAUACCAGAUGAUUAUUUAGAAUCGUAUUUACAAAGGUUUAUCAAAGACUGGUUAGCAGGAAAGGUUGCAGAUGUGUUCAAUAACAAUAAUAUGAAAGUGUCAUCAUUCAGACAAAAGUUAGUAGAGAACUUAGAACAGCUUGAAAUAUCAAUGCAAAUGACAUUAGCCAAUACAGUGGACACAGUGAGAACACAGUGGUGCAAUUCUUCAGGUUCUACUCCACUGAUAUGGAGUUGUAAUGAGGGUUAUACUGAUAUGGUACAGUGGAUGUCACGUAAUGAUGUUGAUGUGGAUCAAUGUACAGAUGAUGGAGAAAGUGGAAUAUUGCAGGCAAGUGAAAAUGGACAUACUGACAUAGUAAAUUUACUGUUAGAGAGAAAUCCUGAUGUUAAUCUAUGUAAUACUAAUGGCUGUAGUCCUCUGUUAAUGGCAAGUUCUAACGGACAUACUGACAUAGUAAAUUUACUGUUAGAGAGGAAUCCUGAUGUUAAUCUAUGUAACAAUAAUGGCUUGAGUCCUCUGUUACAGGCAAGUCAACACGGACAUACCGAUAUAGUAAAGUUACUGUUAGAGAGGAAUCCUGAUGUUAAUCUAUGUAACAAGGAUGGCUUGAGUCCUCUGUUACAGGCAAGUAUGUGUGGACAUACUGAUAUAGUAAAGUUACUGUUAGAGAGAAAUCCUGAUGUUAAUCUAUGUAACAAGAAAGGAUCUACUCCUCUGACAAUGGCAAGUAUGUGUGGACAUACUGAUAUAGUUAGAUUACUGUUAGAGGGGAAUCCUGAUCCAUGUGACCAUACACCACUUAGUACGUCAUAUGUUUAUAAUAACAUCAGUAUCAGUAACAGUCCUAGUCUUGUCCAGCCAAUAAUGAAACAUAAACCAGACAUUAAUGCCCAGACAUAUGUUGGAGGUAAUGCUUUAUAUUUCAGUGCACUGUUUGAACACAUUGAGAUAACACAGUUACUGUUAGAGAAUAAUGCUGACUCUAAUAUCUGUAUCUAUAGUAAACAGUAUAUAGCAGAAAUGAUGAAAAAUCAUCAAACUGGAACUUUGGGAGCAUUAGAACAAUUAUUAUUCGAUACCCUUGUAAAUAGUACAUCAUCACGUGUAACAGAAUACGUCAGUCAGAAGUCAGUAGAUUAUGCCUUUGCUGUAGUAGCAGGUUCCUCUCCAUUACAUAUAGCUUGUUUUAUGGGAAGGUUGGAUGUAGUCUGUUGUCUUUUGGACAACAAUGCUAACAUUAACAUAACAAAAGAAGACGGCACCACACCCUUAUUUUAUUCAUGUGAAGUAGGACAUGAGGAUAUUGUACGUUUAUUGUUAGAUAAAAAGGCAGAAACAAAGAUAUGCAGACUUGAUGGGAAAUCUCCUUUAAAGAUUGCAAUUGAUAAUAAGCAUACAGCUAUAGUUGAGAUUGUAACAGAACACAUUCAUAGGACAGAACCACUUCUUUAA
Molecule: messenger RNA, 3682 nt
Organism: Mytilus trossulus (common blue mussel)
Lineage: Eukaryota; Metazoa; Mollusca; Bivalvia; Mytilida; Mytilidae
Exons: 6
Coding region: 449-3682 (1077 amino acids)
Molecular function (GO): PDZ domain binding; protein kinase regulator activity
Source: RefSeq, a predicted model, not a curated record